AUGAAUGACUAAUGAGGACUCUCUCACACACACACAGGAGCAGUUCGAUCGGGCUUAGUGUGUGUGUGUUCACUUGUGCUUGCUUUCUUGUGCUGCUGGUGGUGUUGGUGGAUCAGUUUGUUGAAAUAAAGAAAUUAACAGAAAUUAAGCUAGGAUAUCAUUGUACAUAGAUUUGCAUAGAUUUGCAUAGAUUCAUAGAUACUUGGAUAGAAGGUCUUUUCACCGCUUUGCCGUGCGAGAAGUGCGCGAGUGAAUAAAAAGACAACUUAAUUUCUGUUUAUUGUAGGUACCUAUAUUAAAAAAUAUUUAUUGAAAUAAAGUAUCGCUUUGGGACGUGGUCUGGAUCCAAGUGCUCCAGACAAUAAGGCACCAGAAUGAGUGGAAUACUUAAGCUAUCGAGUUUUCUUGCCAAGCAACCAACUCAAACUUUGAAUAAAUUGAGUUUACCAAUAUUUGAAGCAACAAGAAAAUUACACAAUGCUGAUGGAAGAUUAGCAAAAGUAUCUGAUGGAAUAUCAAAACAAUAUCCAAUUAUUGAUCAUACAUAUGAUGCAGUUGUUGUUGGUGCUGGUGGAGCUGGUUUACGUGCAGCAUAUGGUCUUGUCGCUGAAGGAUUUAAAACAGCUGUUAUUACAAAAUUAUUUCCAACAAGAUCUCAUACUGUUGCUGCACAAGGUGGCAUUAAUGCUGCAUUAGGAAAUAUGGAAGAUGACAAUUGGCAAUGGCACAUGUAUGACACUGUCAAAGGAUCUGAUUGGCUUGGUGAUCAAGAUGCUAUUCAUUACAUGACUCGUGAAGCACCAAAAGCUGUUAUUGAACUUGAAAAUUGUGGUAUGCCAUUUAGCAGAACAACUGAUGGUAAAAUUUAUCAGCGAGCUUUUGGUGGACAAUCUUUAAAAUUUGGCAAAGGUGGACAAGCUCAUCGUUGUUGUUGUGUUGCUGAUAGAACUGGUCAUUCACUUCUUCAUACACUCUACGGUCAAUCACUCAGUUAUGAUUGUAAUUAUUUUGUUGAAUAUUUUGCUCUUGAUCUUCUUAUGGAAGACGGUGAGUGUCGUGGUGUAAUUGCAUUGUGUCUUGAAGAUGGUACUAUUCAUCGUUUUCAUUCGAAAAAUACUGUAUUAGCAACUGGUGGUUAUGGUCGUGCAUAUUUUUCAUGUACAUCAGCUCAUACAUGUACUGGUGAUGGUACAGCAAUGGUAACACGUGCUGGUUUACCAAAUCAAGAUCUUGAAUUUAUACAAUUUCAUCCAACUGGUAUUUAUGGAGCUGGAUGUCUUAUAACAGAGGGUAGUAGAGGUGAAGGUGGAUAUCUUGUUAAUAGUGAAGGUGAACGUUUUAUGGAACGUUAUGCACCAGUUGCUAAAGAUCUUGCAUCACGUGAUGUUGUAUCAAGAUCAAUGACUAUUGAAAUACGUGAAGGACGUGGUGUUGGACCAGAAAAAGAUCAUAUUUAUCUUCAAUUACAUCAUUUACCACCAGAACAAUUGGCUGCAAGAUUACCUGGUAUAUCAGAAACAGCAAUGAUAUUUGCUGGUGUUGAUGUUACUAGAGAACCAAUUCCAGUAUUACCAACAGUACAUUAUAAUAUGGGUGGUGUACCAACAAAUUAUAAAGGACAAGUUUUAACUAAAACAAAUGAUGGUAAAGAAAGUGUUGUUGGUGGUUUAUAUGCAUGUGGUGAAGCAGCAAGUGCAUCAGUACAUGGUGCUAAUCGUCUUGGUGCAAAUUCAUUAUUGGAUCUUGUUGUUUUUGGACGUGCUUGUGCUAAAACAAUUGCACAUGAAAAUAAACCUGGUGAAAAAAUUGGUAAAUUAAGUAGUAAUGCUGGUGAAGAAUCUAUUGCUAAUUUAGAUAAUAUUAGAAAUUCAAAUGGUACAAUACUCACUGCUGAGCUAAGAUUAAAUAUGCAAAAAACAAUGCAACAACAUGCUGCUGUAUUUAGAAUGGCUGAAACAUUACAAGAAGGCUGCAAAAAAAUGACAGAUAUUUACAAAAAAAUGGAUGAAAUAAAAAUUGUUGAUAGAUCAAUGAUAUGGAAUUCUGAUUUAGUUGAAACAUUGGAAUUACAAAAUUUAAUGGUCAAUGCUGUACAAACAAUUUAUGCUGCUGAAAAUAGAAAAGAAAGUCGUGGUGCUCAUGCUAGAGAAGAUUUUAAAGAUAGAAUUGAUGAGUAUGAUUACAGUAAGCCACUUGAAGGACAACAACCAGUACCUUUUGAUAAACAUUGGAGAAAGCACACAUUAACCACACUUGACAUAAAAACUGGACAGGUAUCAAUUGAUUAUAGACCUGUUAUUGAUGAAACACUUGAUUCACAAGAGUGUGCAACUGUACCUCCAGCAAUUCGCUCAUAUUAAAUAUUUUAAUUGUUAUUAUUAUUAUUAUUAUUAUUAUUAUUUAUUAGUUGGCACGAAUUGUUUUUAAUUAAUUAAAUAAAAUUUGUGUAUGAUUAUCAAAUAAUCAUUGUCGUUUGUUAUAUACAAAUUAUUACGACAAAAUUUAAUAAUUCAGCUUAAAUAUAACAAAAGCCACCAAAGUUAUUUCUUUUCACUUAAAUAAUUGUAUGAAAAUAUUAUGGUGCUGUAUCAGUAUAUCAGUAUACAUAUUUUUGUUUUUUAAAAUUUUUUCUAGAUGAUUUCAUUUUGCAGGUAUUAAAUUUAAUUUGUACUUAAUUUGAACAUCAACGUUUUAUUAAAACUUCAUAUAAUACUUUGAUAAUAAAUAAAAUAUUUGAUAAUGAUUAUUAAAAUUGUUUGAAUAAAAAACGUCAUUUUAAUUUUCUCGACUUGUUAUGUGAUUUUAUUGAUUUUAUUUAACAACAUAAAACAGCUUCACUUUGCAAUGUACAUAUAUAUAAUAUAUAUACAAUGGCUGCCAUUUAAUUAGUGCUAGUUACUAGUUAUAUUAGUACAUUAUCCUUAUGCAAUAAAGACACGUGUUAUCGAUCUUCUUGGCAUUUGAUAGUAUAUUUCUUUCUUUCGCCAUUGUCGAUGUCAUGAAUAAAUUUCCAUGCAAGUUUACUUCCUGUACGUUAUAUUCGGCCAAUUAUUUCCAAAGUUUUCCGUAAAUUUUUAUUAUAUAUAACAAUGAGUUAAAUAUAUAUGUACUAUGAUUAUUUUAUUUCAUUUUAUCUGGUUUGAUUUGAUAUGACAAUAAAACUUGGGUGAAGCAUCUGCUAUUAAUAGACAAAAUAAUAAA
Molecule: messenger RNA, 3201 nt
Organism: Aphidius gifuensis
Lineage: Eukaryota; Metazoa; Arthropoda; Insecta; Hymenoptera; Braconidae
Gene: SdhA
Product: succinate dehydrogenase [ubiquinone] flavoprotein subunit, mitochondrial
Exons: 4
Coding region: 375-2360 (661 amino acids)
Biological process (GO): mitochondrial electron transport, succinate to ubiquinone; tricarboxylic acid cycle
Molecular function (GO): flavin adenine dinucleotide binding; succinate dehydrogenase (quinone) activity; electron transfer activity
Source: RefSeq, a predicted model, not a curated record